This is a messenger RNA of Penicillium digitatum Pd1, 1860 nucleotides long. Its product is annotated as ferric reductase family protein. Gene Ontology annotation, molecular function: ferric-chelate reductase activity. Gene Ontology annotation, cellular component: plasma membrane. The record is from RefSeq and is a predicted model, not a curated record. Lineage: Eukaryota; Fungi; Ascomycota; Eurotiomycetes; Eurotiales; Aspergillaceae. Gene Ontology annotation, biological process: intracellular iron ion homeostasis; iron ion transport; copper ion import.
AUGGCAGCAACCCAUCCGCAUGUUGCGGCACGAGGGUACGGGUCAAAUGCGACAUACAUAUUUGAGUACUCUAGGGGGUUGGGGGGCGUGGACGUCCCUCGCGAUGUGAUCAUUACUCGGAUCAUCUACGUUUCCCUGAGCGCCGUGGCAGUCGCAUUGUUCUGUGGCCGGGUCGCCCAGAUCAGCCAUGCCUAUCUACGCCAAAUCACCGCAUCUAGCGCAGACAAGCGCCAGCAGACUUUCUGGGCCCAGGAACAAUCAAGAUGGUGGUCCAAAAUCAAGAAGCAUAUCCUCUAUGCCCCACUAGGAAAAAAGAGACACAACCGAGAAUUACAGCUCUCGUCUGCUGUCAAUGUCGGCACCUUACCCUCCCGACUGCAGACCAUCCUGGUCGCACUAUACUUCACUAGCCAAGUCGCAUACUGCUUUGUUCUGGACUAUAGAGUCAACAAAAAAGCAGCCUUAUUGGCCGAGCUGCGUGGCCGAUCCGGGGUAAUGGCCGUCCUCAACAUGGUCCCGCUCUUCCUCCUCGCCGGCCGAAAUAACCCCUUGAUUGCAAUCCUUCACGUUAGCUUUGACACAUACAAUCUCCUCCACCGCUGGCUAGGCCGCAUGGUCGUCCUUGAGGCAGUCAUACACACAGCUGCAUGGACUGUCAACGCCGUCGACGAGGAAAACUUCUCCCUCAUGCUCGUCCGCGUACGUGAUACCCCCUUCUUCUUAUGGGGCUUGAUAGGCACAGUCGCAGCGGUUUUCCUCAGUCUACACUCUCCUUCACCCAUCCGCCACGCUUUCUACGAGACCUUCCUACAUCUGCACCAACUCGCCGCCGUGCUCACCUUUGUGGGCGUAUACCUCCACCUCCAGCUGGAUAAUCUCCCGCAGCAAAGCUGGGCGAGAUCAAUCGCCUGCAUGUGGCUGGGCGACCGACUCGCGCGACUCUUCCGCCUCAUUCACCUGAACGUCUCGACCUCAGGCACAACCACGAUGGUCGUUCAAGCUCUCCCAGGCGAAGCCUGCCGCGUAACCUUCCACCUGCCCAAACUGGUCCAGAUCGAACCAGGCUGCCACGUCUUCGCCUACGUCCCCAGCAUUUCAUGGUGGAUGUCACACCCAUUCUCAAUCGCCUGGACCGAACCCAGCACGAGCAGCACCGCAGCCUCAAUCCCCUCCCCAGCCCAACGGCAAACACGGGGCAAAGAAUCCGCCGAUGUGGAAAAACAAUCGGACCUCCUCAAUAGACUCUCAAAACCAUCCACCCAAGUCUCCCUCAUUAUCAGCGCCCGAAAAGGCAUGACCCGCCGUCUCUACAACGCCGCCGAUGCUUCCCCCUCCAAAACCCUCACAUUAUCAGGCUUCAUCGAAGGCCCCUACGGCUCACACCCAACAAAUCCCUCCAGCUACGGCACAACAGUCCUCUUCAGCGCUGGCGCAGGAAUCACCCACCACCUGCUCUACACGCGCGCACUCGUGACCGCCGCAGCACAGAACACCGCCGCAACGCGGAAAGUCUACCUGAUCUGGUCUGUCCGGUCUACAGAUCACCUCACCUGGGUGAGCGGCUACAUGGACCAGAUCCUGCGCUUGCCAGAUCGGCGGGAUAUUCUCGUUGUCAAGCUUUUCAUCUCGAAGCCGCGUCGUGCGACGGAUGUCGUGAGUCCUUCUGCGACGGUGCUGAUGCAUUCUGGGAGGUGUAGGCCGGACGUUGUUCUUGAUGAGAUUUUGCCGGGGAGAACCGGGGCUAUGCUGGUGAGUGUUUGUGGGCCUGGGGCUUUUGCGGAUGAGGUUAGGGCUGCGGCGAGAGAGAGGAUUGGGAAGGGGGCCGUGGUAGAUUUUGUGGAGGAGGCUUUUACAUGGUGA